This is a messenger RNA of Exophiala spinifera, 828 nucleotides long. RefSeq lists its product as uncharacterized. Lineage: Eukaryota; Fungi; Ascomycota; Eurotiomycetes; Chaetothyriales; Herpotrichiellaceae. Gene Ontology annotation, biological process: proteasome-mediated ubiquitin-dependent protein catabolic process. The transcript is spliced from 2 exons. The record is from RefSeq and is a predicted model, not a curated record. Gene Ontology annotation, cellular component: proteasome regulatory particle, lid subcomplex; nucleus; proteasome regulatory particle. The coding region runs from base 1 to 828 and encodes 275 amino acids.
AUGCCUGCAGCUACGGGCCAUAACACAAGUCUCGACCUCAUCUUGCACUCUCUCCAGCAGUCGCUAAGCCAUGGCGACCCUUCACAAGCUCAGUCACAACUCCAGAAAGCGAAGUUAGCCCUUCUACAACAGAAUGCACUCAUCCCCUCUCAGCAGACGCCCGUUCCGACCCUAGCGACAGCCCGCUCCAUACUCGAGGCCGGUGCUCUUCUGUCAAUACGCUCGCGAGAUCCAGACUCAUUCAUCCGAUACUACUCACAACUUCAGCCCUUCUACGACUUCCCCGGCCUCCAAUCCAAUCCUUCUCAAAAUCGGUCCAAGAUCACCGGACUUUACCUGCUCCUGCUAUUGAGUCAGGGUGACUAUGCAGGGUUCCAUACCCUCCUUGAAUCUCUGAUUGUGGCGGAAGGCUCCAACGGUGCCUCAAGAGUGGAAGAAGACCAAUACAUCAAAUACCCCAUCGACCUUGAGCGAAGUCUCAUGGAGGGUAGCUACGAUCAGGUAUGGAGGAAAACCAAUGGCCGGGACGUGCCUGGCGAGGAGUUUGCCCUCUUCUCUGAUAUCUUGAUCAACACUAUCCGGCUCGAAAUCGCCUCAUGCGCUGCUCGGUCCUAUCCAUCGCUCCCCAUUGCUUCGGCCAAGAAUCUCCUCUUCCUCGAUUCCGAAGGUGCGGUCAUGGAUUUCGCGAGCGAACAGGGGUGGAGCCUAGAGGAAGGCCGGAUAUACUUCCCUGGUUUGGAGGAGGCGAAGAAGGAGGAUGAUGGGGACCAGAAAGAAGUGAUCAAUCACAUGGUCGAAUAUGCUCGUGAAUUGGAGAUGAUUGUCUAG